Pimephales promelas (fathead minnow) is the source of this 863-nucleotide messenger RNA. NCBI's taxonomy places the organism in Eukaryota, Metazoa, Chordata, Actinopteri, Cypriniformes, Leuciscidae. The record is from RefSeq and is a predicted model, not a curated record.
CAACACCCGGAAAUGCGCGAAUAUUCAGAUAUUCAUACGUUCGUGUCUUGUGUAAGCAAGCAAGAUACACAAAGAUUCGUUGUUCAUAUGCAAUGUUGUAACCGGCACCGGAGUGUUUCCGCGAUAAAUGCCGGUACGCGUUCUGUGAGCCGUUUCUAAACGCGGCUUGCCUUUUGUGACACUGUUGUCGCCGCUGUCCCACGUGUUGCAGAACACACAAAUACAUUGCAGACUGCCGCCACCGAGCGAGCUGCAUCGACAGCUGGAAGUCAUCGCGAUUCUGUAAUCUUACAGUUCUCAUAGCCGUUCCCUCUACAGGCUGUACAAUGAGCGAAUACUUCUCGCUGUCGGACUGUGAUGUGAUCGGCUUUGAUUUGGACCACACGCUCUGUCGAUACUAUCUGAAGGAGACCUCCAGGCUGAUCUAUGAGAGUUUUGCAGGGUAUCUUGUGGAGCACAAGGGAUAUGAUAAAGAUCUACUUAAUAUGACACCUGCCGAUUGGGAUUUCUGUUUUAAAGGUCUUGUGGUGGACCUUGAGGAGGGGAACUUGGUCAAGCUGGCAGAGGAUGGCACUGUCUUGCGGGCAACUCAUGGCACUAAAAACCUGAGUACUGAUGAGAUCAUAAAGCAUUAUGGUCCAAAAAGAGAAUGGAAGCAUUUUAAUAGCCUUAAUACCUCGUACACACGAUCUGCAAAAUACUAUUUUUAUGACAACUAUUUUGACCUCCCUGGUGCCCUUCUUUGUGCAAGAGUGGUGGAUAUGUUGCAUAAGCAAGGAGUCGAAAUCACAUCUGACUUGUGGAAAGACAUUGUUGCUGCAAUUGACCAUAAUUACAACACAUCUGCAUUUCGGGGUAUGUAG